UUGUAAAUUCUGUUGUAGCUACGAAAACGAACAGGGAAACAGCACUCAGAAAGGACAAGGUGUAGCAGAACAUCUCCGGACAUCUAUUUACCAUGACGACCUACAGUAAAAUGAGACAACUCGUCAUGGAUUUCAAUAUUUAUUGGUAUGAGGAUGGCGACAUUUUCCUUGGAGUUGAUGAUCCUGGGUAACGUCCCGCAUGCCGCACACAUCAUCACCCGAUUGGGACCAGGAAUCGCCAGCGUUGGCUGGCUGUUCGACAUCGGACCAGUGAUCGCCAGUCAUUUCGUCGUCGGUGGUGGCAGGUAGUUCUCCGGAACCCAAGUCCUUCUACGACUUCCAGAAGGUUGCAACAGUCGGUCCAACGUGUCCGAAGGAUCAUCGUCGUCAUCAUUGCAUCAGUGUACAACUCGGUUUCAUAAACUAAGCACUCAAGACAUCGAAGACAUGAGGAACACGAGCGGGCUCUGGAUGGAGAAGAAAGAGCGAGUUGGAAAAGAGGGGAAACGUCUUCUUUCGCCAGACAUCGUGUUCGGUCAAUCCGAGUAAAAAAAUAAAAAGAAAUGGUGACAUGCCACCUUUGUCCUCCGGCCGAUCGGCAGCACUACACAACAGCGCUGGGACUUCAAGUUCAUCUGGCUAACGUUCAUAACCUUGCAACACCCUGUAUCCCAUUUUGUGAGACACUCUGUACGCUCCGCAACUAUACCAACCGCUAUGAGCUUCAUCUACAUGACAGAGACGACGACGGGCAGGAUGUCAGCACAUUCUUUCAUGAAAACGGACGCUACCUUGCCGGUGUACUUCGACAUUUCGGAUUUCCGUUACGCUUUUAUGUUUUGCUGAAGGCGGAACUCGGUCGACAUACGCCUGAGGAUGAGAUCAUAUUUGUCACUCAAUUUAUUCCUUCGAGUGUGCAUACGCUGUGGUCGGAACGAGACGUAGAACGUGCUGUCAUUGAAGUAGGCACUGAAGUCACCAACAAUUUAGAAAAGCUUGAAAUGCAAGGGUCGGGAUUUUUCUUAUUUCGAAUUCACGCCUGCAUUCUUCAUGUCGGUCGUCUCGCACCACAGCUCAUUGGUUGUACCGACUUUGAAUUGCCAAACGAAUUGAAAAAAAAAGUGUCGGUGUCUUCUGAAUGUCGACCUUCACGAGGAUAGUGAACAGAACAUGUGUUUCGCAUUUUGCGUACUUGCCGGUCUACAUCCUGCAAAGGGUUCUUACAGACGCAGAGCUUCAUCCUACAGGUCAUACCUGUCUCAAUAUGUAUUUCCAGAGACGUUUCCUGUAGUGUUCCCGAAAGAUGUAGAAAUGUUUGAGAAGCAGAACGAUGUGAGCAUUAACGUGUACGGUUAUGACAAAGAUGAAAAAUAUGUUUACCCGAUUAAGGUUGUUGACGACCAGUGCAAGAAGCAUGUCGACCUACUGCUGAUUGACUUCCAUUUUGUACUCAUUACUAAUUUCAAUGCUUUGUUCACACCACCUGGUUAUUUUCACUGCAAACGGUGUACGAUGGGUUUCACCACCCCGGGUGUACUCGCCGAUCAUCUACUAAUGUGUAAACAACAAAAAGUGUCCAAGACUAUUUUUCCAAAGAAAGGUGAGACACUGUCGUUUGCCGGAGAGCAUUUGAUGUCGGAAGUUCCCUUCUACUGUGUAUACGACUUUGAGAGUGUACUAUCACCGUGUUCGGGAGGCGGGAAUGUCUACGAGGAACACAUCCCUUCAUCCUUCUGUCUCCUCGUCAUACGCUCGUGCGAUUCGUAUGUCUUGAAGAAACAUAUUUACCGUGGUGCAGACUGCGUUUCCGUUUUCAUGGAACUAUUGCGUAAUUUGCAUGAUGAGCUGUAUGCGAUGUUGCACGAGACUGUGCCCUUGCAAAUGACCCCAGGAGACGAACUCGAACAUUCUGAAGCCACUCACUGUAACAUCUGUAAAGAACCAUUCACUAAGAAGCAGAAAGUGCGAGACCAUGAUCACGUAAGUGGAGAAUUUCGCCAAUCAUUGUGUCAGGGAUGUAAUCUGAAACUGCGGAUACCACGGAAAGUGCCCAUCAUUGCACAUAAUGCCAAUUAUGACCUCGGAUUCAUAGUAGCUCAUCUGCACCUGCUUCGGAAGACAGACAUCAGAGUGAUAGCCUCCAGUUGUCAAAAGUUUAAGGCUAUAGACAUUGGUGUGUUCCGCUUCAUAGACUCGUUAAGCUUCCUCAAUGCUAGUCUCGACACACUGACGAAAAAUCUAUGUGACAAAGGUGAAUCUAACUUCAGGUGUCUGCGUCAGUUUUUCGCAGAGGAGGACUACUUCAGGUUGGUUGUACGUAAAGGGGUUUUCUGUUAUAACUACGUUACCUCUUUUGAACGUUACGACGAGCCCUGUUUGCCAUCACGUGACCAGUUCUUUAACCAACUGAACGGAUCAGAAGUGAGCGAGGAAGAUUACCGCCAUGCGCAAAAUGUGUUUGAAAAAUUUCAACUGAAGAGCCUGGGCGAGUACUCGGAUUUGUACCUUCUGACGGACGCAUUGCUUCUGACAGACGUGUUUCAAAACUUCCGAAUAUGGGCGUUGGAGACGCACAAAAUUGAACCACUUCAUUUCGUGUCACUCCCGGGACUAAGCAUGUCUUGCGCACUAAAAAUGAGCCGGAUUAAUCUGGAUUUAAUCCACGAUCCCGAUGCCUAUCUGUUAAUUGAACGGGGCCUGCGUGGUGGUAUGACCCAGUGUUCAACGCGAAUGGCCACUGCAAAUGUCCCAGGGACAGAUCAGUACGAUCCCGAAAAACCAAAGACCAUAAUUCAUUACAUGGACAUAAAUGGACUCUAUGGCACAGUGAUGCGUGAACCACUCCCAUUCGGAGACUUUGAAUGGCUGUCACCCGAAGAGGUUGCAGGUUCAGAUGUAACCCUUGUUGCAGAUUAUGCAGACGUUGGUUAUUUUUUAGAGGUAGACCUGGCCUACGUACAAGAGCUCCACGAACGACAUAAAGAUUUACCGCUCGCGCCCGAAAAAAUGAGCGUCCCGUAUGAGUUGCUUUUGGAUUAUCAGAAAGACCUGAUGAAAAAAUUUAACCUGCCACAGCAUGAUAUAGAACCGAAAUUACUCCUUACAGUGCUUGACAAGAAGAAGUAUUUUCUUCAUUAUCGCAGUCUAAAGUUGUACCUACAGUUGGGUCUUCGGCUCGAGAAAAUUCACCGGGUGCUCAGGUUCAAACAAAAACCAUUCCUGCGAUCCUAUGUUGACUUCCAUCAUGAACUACGCAAGCAGGCAACCAAUACCUUCGAACGGCUCUAA
Ornithodoros turicata is the source of this 3288-nucleotide messenger RNA. RefSeq lists its product as uncharacterized. Gene Ontology annotation, molecular function: DNA binding; DNA-directed DNA polymerase activity; nucleotide binding. The record is from RefSeq and is a predicted model, not a curated record. Lineage: Eukaryota; Metazoa; Arthropoda; Arachnida; Ixodida; Argasidae. Bases 1171 to 3288 code for a protein of 705 amino acids. Gene Ontology annotation, biological process: DNA replication. The transcript has 5 exons.